GUAAAUGAUGACAGAAUUUUCAUUUUUGGCUGAACUAUCCCUUUAAGUAAUAAUUUUCUGUAUGACUGUAUCAGUCUCUCACAUUGUUUGGAGGUUUUGGUUCUUCUUUACAACAUUGCAAUGUCCAGUUCAUUGAGGUUGGUGGAGCUUUUGUUUAUGCACAUGAUUUCAGUCAGGAUGAGGUCUGGACAAUGACUGGACUGUUGCAACCACUUUAUUAUUUUCUUUUCCGACAUUUUGUUGUAGAUAUGAUUCUGUGCUUGUAUCAUUAUCCUGUUGCAUGACCCAGUUGUGGCUAAGCUUUAGCUGUCAAAUGGAUGUCCUCACAUUGGACUCUAGGAUGGUUUAAUAUAGACCAUUUUCCAAGAUGUAAACAACACUGGUCCAGAAACACUUCCUGUUUCAGUUUGUAACUGUUUUCUUUAUUUCACAUAUAAAAAACAUUUUAAAGAUGAUUUUUAACUUUUUUAAUUCAGUUCUAUAUGUUCUGUUGGUUGUAUUUUAUCCCAACGUUUAUGUAGUGUUAAAAAACUGAAACAGAAAGUGCUUCUGACCCCGUGUUGUUUACAUCUUGCAAAAUGGUCAUACCAGUGGUUCUUAACGUUAUUCCUGGAAGCCCACUGCUCUGCACAUUUUUUAUGUCUCCCUUAUUAAACACACCUGAUUCAAAUCAUCAGCUAAUUAGAAGAGAUCUCCAUGAACUGAACUGUCUGUCAAAUAAAAGAGAUAUACAAAAUGUGCAGAGCACAUGGUCGACUCAAUCACUGUGAGGUGCCCAGGUCAUGUGCCUAUAGACCCUUUUACUGUUUGUACACAAUGAUGACGUGGCAACGUAUGCGCGCACAUUUUGGCAACGGAAGUAUGGCAAGAAUCAGCACUGAAGCAACACAGACAGAGAAAGUUAUUUUAAAACAUUGACUUAUCAACUUUUUUAACACAGCUACCUGAUCCGUAUACUAUAGUGGAGUGGAUAGAAGAUGUUAGCAGAUGGCCAAAUAUAAAGUGGCCAGAUACAUAUAUACGUAGCCUAUAUUAGUUAUUAUAUUAGUGCAACCAAACGCAACAACCAGACAUUUUGAUGCUGGGAAACCAUUUUGAUAAACUUUCUGAGUUGCUAACACGUUAGAACCAAUGGGGAACAAUACCACUUUCGUCGUCAAAAUGCACGCGCAGGCUAUUUGAUCACGUGAGCUGGAAAAGGGUUUAUUGCCCUGCUGACAAAAACAGCAUACCAGCAAGACCAGCAUAUGUUGUGUUUUGGUGCUGGUUUGCUAGUGAACACCAGCUAAACCAGCAUCCAACCAGCACCAGCAUUAGCACCAGCUAAACCAGCAUUAGCACCAGCUAAACCAGCAUUAGCAUACCAGCAUAUGUUGUGUUUUGGUGCUGGUAUGCUGGUGACCACCAGCUAAACCAGCAUAGACCAGCAUAAUUCCCAUGCUGGUCCAUGCUGGUUUGAUUCUGUUUUUUUCAGCAGGGUGAACAAGCAUGUGUUGCAUUUGUUGUGAGGUGUUUGUUCACAUGCAGCUUUGCAAACGUUAGCCAUGCUGUCAAGUUUUUUUCCAGUAGAGGAUUUCCCCUGGCAAUCCUUAAUCACAGGCAUUUGAUUAGCAGAGCCUGAAUACUACUGUCAGACUCUUAAUUCAUCUUUUAACAGUGUCAUAACUUGUCUCAUGUCUUUUUUCCCUUGGUUUAUUUUUGUUAAAUAAAUAAUGACAUGGUGUGAUAUGUCAAGUGUUGUUAUCCAUCUGGUUUUCAUUCUAAAACGCUUUACAUGGCUUAAUGUAGGCUUAAAUGCCUGCAUAGGCAUGUCUGUAUAGUAUGCUUUAUUAACAAGGUGUAGGCUAGACUAUACUGAAUCUUUAAAUGCCAGUCUUAAUGCAUUAAGGCACAUUAAGUGUGUUAAGCACAAUGCAUCAUAUUAGGCCUGAUCUGUUUGUCAAUAUAGAAGGCUGCUUUAUUAAUAAUGUUACAGAUUAGUCUUUCAAUAUCAUGGUCUUGAUGCAUUAAGCAUUUUCUUUAUUUUAAGAUUAGUUCACAUUCAAAUAGCCUGCAAAAAUACAUCAUCCCUGCAGCACUCUAUGCCCAUUUCAGUUUUAAAAUAAAGUAUUAUCAUGGUUUGAGAGUAAUGUGUGGGAGAAACAAUUAGACAAAAGAUAACUUUAAAUUGACUUUUUUACAUUAAUCUGUUCAUUUUUAAUUUUGAUUUAUAAAGAUGCAAAAUGUAAUUAAAUCUAAAAAAUAAGUCAAUAUUUCAUUUUUUUUUUUCAAAACCUCUGAUAAUAUCAGAAGGGCUUAUAAGCCUAAUGGAAAUUUCCUGAACUGUGUGUUCACCUGACAUAUCAAGUCCCCAUCACAACCACCCCACCCCCUGCGAUAGCCAAUAGGGGAUGACAACAGCACCCCUCCCCCAUUCACUCUCAUGCAGUCACGCAGGUGCGACCUCCAUUUUAGUUUAAUUUUGAUCAGAACUUGGAAAGACGAAACAUCUCCCCGGAAUAUUUCUUUUUGAUGGGAGCAUCAUGGACAAAAAAAGCCCAAAUAAAGUCAACAAAAGGAUCAGCAGGUUUGAACGUCGCAUCACAAGACUGAGAAAGCAUCAUGGUGAAUGUGCCAGGAGACAAUCAGCUAGAGAAAAGGCAAUGGAAACAUCAAGUGUUGGCACCAUCAUGCCUCACCAGGACCCAGAUGACCAGGUCCCAUCUCCCCUCCAGCAGGACAUACUUGACUUAAAAUUGAUGUGUAGAAAACGAUCCUUGCUGGAUUCAAAGGGAAAUAUGGACAGUUCAAUACCUUCAGAUGUUACCAAGCCGUUUGGCAAAAAGUCACUGUCUACAAAGAAAUCUGCGGACACAGACAGUGAUGCAGAUACAGAAAUCCUAGAGUUGCCCAGUUCUUCUGUAUCACCAGGAGCCUGUGAUGUCCCAGACCUAAAGAGGACUGACAGUGUAUUCCUUACCAAGAAAUCAUUAGGGAUCAGUUCCACUUCAGAUGACUCAAUUAGCAGCAUUGACAACAGUGAAGACGAGUAUGUGCCUGAAUCGGAGAGCAGUUCUGAAGAAUCUGAAGACAGCAUUCCACAGCCUUUGUCCAGUCCCUCAUCUACCAAUGUGUCAUUAGGUGACAAUGUUGAUUCUUCCUCAUCUUCCAUGAAUGCAGACAAGGAAUGUUCCCCACUUGAAGUUAAGGAGACAAUGACUCAUUCAGAUAAUGACUGCAGUAGUGAGGUUUCUGUAAUGAAACUGAAAAAGACUGCAUAUGGCCAAAGAAUGUACAACAAAAAGCAUUAUUGCUUUUAUUGUUACAAACCAUUCUGCAAAAUGGCAAGACACUUGGCCCAAGUUCAUAAAAAUGAGGUCGAUGUAGCAAAAGCUCUUUCUUAUCCAAAGGGGUCUAAAGAAAGGAAGAUUAAUUUGGAUCUUUUGAGGAAUAAAGGGAACCGUGUACACAACACAAAUGUUCUAAAAGCUGGCAAAGGAGUGUUGGUGCCACGUCAACAAUCCACUGCUAAAAACGUGAAUUUUAAGGACUACUUGCACUGUUUGAACUGCCAAGGGCUGUUCAGGCGAAAAGCACUUUGGAGGCAUAUGUCAAGGUGUAACCUGGCCAAGAAGUGCCAGGUCACAAAACCAGGUAGAUCCAGAGUUCAAGCACUCUGUGCUUAUGCAGAGCCUGUUCCUGAAGGAGUAACAAAAAAAUUAUGGAAACUGAUCAGUGACAUGAAGCAAGAUGAAGUAACGCACGUGGUUAAAAGUGAUGCAUGCAUCAUCAAGUUUGGAGAACACUUGUGCAACAAAAUGGGGAACGACAAAACCAAGCAUGAAUACAUCAGAACUAAAAUGCGUGAGGCUGGAAGGCUGUUGGUAUCUGCUAGAAAAGUUGGAAAACUGCAGAGUAUUAAAGACUUUUUCAUACCCCAAAACUUCUAUGAUGUUAUUAAGGCCGUUAAAGAUACAGCGGGAUACCGAGAAGAAGAUGAGGUCUUUGCAAUUCCGUCUUUGGCGUUAAAACUGGGGCACAACCUAAAAAAAAUGGCAGAUAUUGCAGAAUGUGAAGCAAUGAUUGCAGGAGAUGAAAACAUUGUCCAAAAGGUAAAAAUGUUUAAGAAAAUGUAUACCACAAAAUGGAAUGAAUUGGUGUCAGCCUCAGCCUUGAAGACACUUAAUGAAGCAAAAUGGAACACUCCAGAGCUUCUUCCUUUUACUGAGGAUGUUAAGAAAAUGCACAUCCAUCUCAGCAAGCAAACUAAACUGUACCAAGAAAAGCUAAAACUUGAGAAAAGUCAAAAGAACUGGUCAAAUCUUGCUCAAGUGACUCUGUGUGAUGUAAUGGUGUUUAAUCGCAGGAGAGCAGGAGAAGUUUCGAAAAUGAAGUUGAAUUCAUAUCUUCUCCGAAACACAUCUGUUUUGCAUUCUGAUGUCGCGGUUGCUUUAUCUAAAGUUGAGCAGAAGCUCUGUCAGCAUUUCCAACGUGUUGAAAUUAGAGGCAAGCGAGACAGAAAGGUGCCAAUACUCCUGACCCCAAGUAUGCUGGACUCCAUGGAGCUACUUGUAAAGAAUCGUCAAGCAUGUGGUGUACAUGAUGAAAAUCUUUUUUUUUUCGCAAAACCCAUGACUGAGACAUCAUACUACAAAGGCACGGAUUGCAUCAGGAAGGUUGCCUACCAGUGUGGAGCUGAACGUCCAAAGACUCUAAAAACCACAAAGCUGCGGAAACACAUUGCAACACUUUCUACAGUGCUUAAUCUGAGAGAUACUGAUAUGGACCAAUUGGCAGAUUUUAUGGGACAUGAUAUAAGAGUUCAUAGAAACUUUUACCGACUGCCUGAAGGGACGUUACAACUAGCAAAGAUCAGCAAGGUGCUGAUGGCCCUUGAACAGGGAAGGGUAUCAGAAUUCAAGGGGAAAAACCUUGAUGAAAUUAACCUUGAUCCUAAUGAGAAAGUGAAUGUAGAGACUGAUGUUUCUGAAACUGAUGUUUCUGAAACUGAGGAUGAAGAAAGUGAGGGUGAGAUGCCACAGCCAAAAAAACGACGUCGGUCCUCUUCAACAUCUAUAGCGGAAUCUUCAGUUGGCACCAAGUCUUUGAGGGAAAUGCCACAGCAAGAGAAGCAAUGUCAGUCCCCUUCAACAUCUACAGAAGAAAAUUCAUUUGCCCGCAAGUCGGCAAAGGAGAGAGCGACGACUUCAAACUCAGGUUUGUCAAAAUGCCCCAAAAGAAAGUGGACAGAAGAGGAGGUGAAGGCAGUUGAAAACAAACUUUUAGACUGCAUCACAUCUGGCAGGUUACCAGGGAUAAGACAGUGUGAAGACUGCAUCAGGUCAGCGCCGGAAUUGCUUAAAAACAGAACCUGGAAAUCAGUGAAGUUUUAUGUCAAGAACCGAAUAACAGCAUUCAGGAGAGAGUGUGAGAAAAGAAAGAAAAUGUAAUGUCUCAGGUCAGAUUAUUCCUUUUUUUUUCAGGGAAAUCAAGCACUUUUAAGUUCUAAGAAAAGUUUUUGUACUUGCAUUCGUACAAUUAGUUCUGUGUUUGCACUUAUAUUCGUGCGAUGAGAUCUGUGUUUGCACUUGCAUUCGUACGAUGAGAUAUCUGUGAUUGCACUUUUAUUCGUACGUUGAGUUUUCUAAGAGAAGUUUUUGUACUUGUAUUCGUACGAUGAGAUUUCUAAAUUUUUGCACUUUUAUUUGUACGAUGAGUUUUCUAAGAGAAGUUUUUGCACACUUAUUCGUACGAUGAGAUAUCUGUGUUUGCACUUUUAUUCGUACGUUGAGUUUUCUAAGAAAAGUUUUUGUACUUGUAUUCGUACGAUGAGAUUUCUAAGAGAAGUUUUUGCACACUUAUUCGUAUGAUGAGAUAUCUGUGUUUGCACUUUUAUUCGUACGUUGAGUUUUCUCAGAAAAGUUUUUGUACUUGUAUUCGUAUGAUGAGAUUUCUAAGAGAAGUUUUUGCACACUUAUUCGUACGAUGAGAUAUCUGUGUUUGGACUUAUAUUCAUACGAUGAGAUCUAUGUUUGCACUUGUAUUCGUACGAUGAGAUUUCUAAGUUUUUGCAGUUUUCUAAGAGA
Molecule: messenger RNA, 6065 nt
Organism: Paramisgurnus dabryanus
Lineage: Eukaryota; Metazoa; Chordata; Actinopteri; Cypriniformes; Cobitidae
Biological process (GO): regulation of DNA-templated transcription
Molecular function (GO): zinc ion binding; DNA-binding transcription factor activity; sequence-specific DNA binding
Source: RefSeq, a predicted model, not a curated record